AUGAAGGACUGUUCCAACCGGGGAGUGACAAUAUGGCCGACGAGUGGCGUCACAUCCGCUCAAUGGCCAAUACAUAGCAUCCACAAUCACGAGUCUAUUUACAGUGUUGGAGUAAUAAAUUCAAAGUGAAAGUAAAAAAGUACAUAUGCUUCUGGAAUUUUGAAACAACUGCGCCAUGAAGGUAACAAAUUUGUUUUAAUUUAAGAUGGCAAAUAUCGUGGUUUUAUCACAGGAUUAGAGACCAAUUGUUUUACAUGAACAGGUUUAUUUCUAUGGACGUGUUUUAAGGACGACGUAACGUUGGCAAAAAAAAAGUCCUAGGCGAGGCGGUGGGCUGCGGACUAUACUGAAUCAAGAUAGUUCAAGUAAAGGAGAACAAUCUGGCUUUCUGUAAAAUAUGCUGAGCAACAGUAAACUGCCUUGGACUUUCAUCCGCCGUCAUUUCUGAGAAGGAGCCGAUGGAAAUGUCCUGAUGUCUAUGGGGAGAGUGAAGUAAAUAUGGAGGAGGACAGUGUUGACAGGAGGUUACUGCUGAGUUUCCUCCAGUGCUGUGCUGCCUCUCAGAUCCAGCAGGGGGCACCAUCAUCACCACCAACAGCAGUAUGGCUGCUCAGGUCUCUGCACUACAGACUGGACUUCUCCUGCUCCUCCUCUGUGGACCUGUCAGCUCAGGACCAGGGGGAGGCUCUGUGUCUGACCACUGACCACUGCAUGGCCAUCAACUCUGUUCUGAAGCAGAACCAACACAGCACCCAUCUGGUCCAGAACCAGGUCCAGCUCAUCCUAAGAGACUGUGAGGUGGAGGACAGAGCACUGAGGGAGCUGAUUCCCAGCCUGCAUAUUGUCAAGCUGAGUCCCAGCAAAGCUCUGCUACUUCAGCUGCUGGACCUUGUGUGUGAGGGGAUUGAAGAGGGGCUGCUGAGGCACGCAGAGUCCCUGUGCAGAGCCCUGGAUGGGGAGCUGGACCUCAGUGAGACCAGGCUGGACCAGAAGGCCUGUGGAUCUCUGGCCCUGGUUCUGGAACACUCAGAGGGUCUGUCAGAACUGGACCUCAGCCACUGUCAACUCACGGACCACCAGCUACAGCCCCUGAUCACACACCUGCAUAAAGUACAAGUCCUGGACCUGAGCCACAAUGACAUCACUGAUGCUCUGACUGACAGAAUACUCCAACUGGUCUCUACCAACACUUCAAUACACACCGUACGACUCUUCAACAACAGAAUCCAGGACAGAAGACCCUUCCUGACAGACAAGAGGUUUGAGAUCUGGUGAAACAACAUCAGGUCUUAGUUCAGGAAGAGAAGGCUGAAUCCAGGACAGAAGACCCUUCCUGACAGACAAGAGGUUUGAGAUCUGGUGAAACAACAUCAGGUCUUAGUUCA
Molecule: messenger RNA, 1385 nt
Organism: Oncorhynchus masou masou (cherry salmon)
Lineage: Eukaryota; Metazoa; Chordata; Actinopteri; Salmoniformes; Salmonidae
Product: protein NLRC5-like
Exons: 6
Coding region: 499-1275 (258 amino acids)
Molecular function (GO): protein binding
Source: RefSeq, a predicted model, not a curated record